This is a messenger RNA of Trypanosoma grayi, 493 nucleotides long. Its product is annotated as protein kinase. The transcript has a single exon. The record is from RefSeq and is a predicted model, not a curated record. NCBI's taxonomy places the organism in Eukaryota, Euglenozoa, Kinetoplastea, Trypanosomatida, Trypanosomatidae. The annotation marks the transcript as partial.
AUGGCGUCUCACGCUGCACAAUCUACUGCGCCGUUAUCAGUCCCAUUCCUGUCGCCUGCUCUUAACAUGAACGACAAGGUGUACUACACCGCCGCUGGGAACGGAAGUAAGAAGCGGUUGAACGUGCCCAGCGCCGCCGAUGUGGACGCCUCCGCACUUCCAAAGACUGCUCAGGAGCAGCAGACGCAGCAACACAUGUACGCGUACCGCCCACGCACGGAGGAGCUGCUGUGCCAACGCCGCUCCGGUAGUAAGCGCGACCACGACACCGCCACCUCGACCGACGUGGGGCAGCAGCAGCAGCAGCAGAAGACGGAAGCAGCAGGUGCAGGUGCGCCGAAGCUUGCCGACCACGCAGGGGACACGAAGGCGCCGGUGCGGAAGCAGGCGAAGGUCACCUACAUUCUUCCGAACCAGAGCCGUGAGGAGGGGCACUUCUACGUUGUGCUCGGCGAGGACAUCGACGUGUCGACGCAGCGCUUCAAGAUCCUGU